Molecule: messenger RNA, 639 nt
Organism: Alternaria postmessia
Lineage: Eukaryota; Fungi; Ascomycota; Dothideomycetes; Pleosporales; Pleosporaceae
Exons: 2
Coding region: 1-639 (212 amino acids)
Source: RefSeq, a predicted model, not a curated record
AUGUCGUCGAACUGCCCAGCCACCUCUGCCAAGCGCGAUGACGCGUCGACAAACGUGACGGAAUUGAUCCAUGGACGACUUCAAAGUAGCCCCAAAGAAGACUGGGAUCGAUUAUUGAAGUGUUGGGGCUAUGACGAUUGCGGUGAUUGUCACCGGAGUGAAGGUCAUUGUGGCUGGUGUGCGAUUUCGUCAACAUGCCUUCCGCUGCCCACGGAUUCCCUGUCAAAAGCGUUCCCUCUCCUCACACCCAUCCGCUACGACUCGAUAUGUGCUCUACGCUCCGAGCGUUUCGAGCUCCGCACUUCUGGAUUAGGCUGUCAAGUAUCCACAAUUACAUUCUUGACGUCCAUAGUGACGAUUUUCUCUACUCUACUUGGUGUCUUGGUGCUAUACGGUCUCGUAAAAUGUAUCAAGUUGGCUGGGCUAGGUACUAGGGGAAGCAGAGGCGGUCAUGUGAUAUUUGAGGACGGUAGUGAAGAUAUUUGGGUGAGAAAGAGUGAAGGAUGGGGGAUGUGGUGGCGGCGAGUGAGCGGCAAACCGAAAGAGUUCGAGAUUGAGGAGGUAGAUGAAUGGACAAGAAAGAGGGGGUUCUUCUGGUGGAACACAAGGGAUGCUGAGAGGAGACCGCUGCUCCAGUGA